AUGGACCCCCCCGUCCUUUAUCCCACUCUGGGGCCUCCUCCCAGCGGCUCCCCUAACCCCCAAACGGCGCCGGCUCCAGCGGCAGCGCGUAGUCCUUGGCUGCACCCCAACUUCCCAGGGGAGUCUGAGCCUGGGGCGGCUCCAACCCGGGGGCACCGGACCGGGCCCCCUCCCCCGCCAGCCCCCGGUGCCGAGUCAGAGGCGCAGCCGGGGUCCCCCCCGAGCCCCGAGCCUCGCAGAUCCGGACUGGGGCGGGGCGAGCCCGGCCGGUCACCUGGCGCCGCGCUGCCAUUGGGCGGCCGCUCCCUCCCCAGCCCCCCCUCGUGCGGUUCCCCCCGGCCGGCCCGCGGGCGGGUCAGUGGGCGCUGGGCGGCUCCGCCAGCCGGCGGGGAAGUUACCGCGGUGCCGGGGGGUCGGGGGACCGGAGCGGACUCGGACUCGGACCCGGACCCGGACCCGGACCCGCGGGCGGCGCGGAAAGCGGCCGCGGCCAGUUGGAGAAAGUUUUCCCCGCGGGGGUCCCCAUGGCCCGGCCCCCCCGCGGCCCCGGGCUCUGAGCCCCCCGCGGGGACCCCGCUGCGGCCGGGCCAUGGCCCGCUGGCGGCUCUGCCUGGCCGGGCUGCUGCUGCUCCAGGGCUGCGGAGCAGGCGUGGGCGUCUGGGGACAGGAGCCGAGAGCAUCCCAGGGAUUGUAGAGCCAGAAGGGGGCAUGGCGGCAGAGAUGGGCGCUGGGGGGACGGUGAAAGGCCCAGGGACUUGGAGCACAGGCUGGCGGCUGGGCCGCCCCUCGGAGCUGGCGUUCCUGCUGGAGCCGGCGGACGUGAUCGUGGUGCAGGAGCGGCCCCUGGUGCUGCACUGCUGGGUGGAGGGGGAGCCGCCCAUCAGCAUCACCUGGCACAAGGACGGGGCAGUGCUGGGCAACGACAGCCACGUGGCCGUGCUGGCCAACGGCUCACUGCUCAUCGAGAGCUUCCACCAUCAGCCCCGGAGCGGGGGCACCGCCAACCAGACCAGCGUGGGAGGCUACAGCUGUGCGGCCCAGAACCGCGACGGGCUGCUGGUCAGCCGCAAGGCCCGCGUGCAGUUCGCCACCCUGUCCAAGUUCCACAUGCACCCGGCGUCCAUGGCGGUGGAGGAAGGUGGCGUCGCCCGGUUCCAGUGUCUCAUCCAGGGCGUGCCCGAGGCCACCAUCACCUGGGAGCACAACCGCACGGCCCUGCCACCCAGCGACCACCGGUUCACCCUGCUGCCGGCUGGCAUCCUGCAGAUCACCGGGGUGCAGCGAGCUGACGUGGGCUCCUACCGCUGCGUGGCCAGCAACAUCGCCAACAGCCGCUGCAGCCAGGAGGCCCAGCUGGCCAUCAGCGGUGAGCUCUCAGUCCCCAAACUCUACAAGGAGCCCAUGAUCCUGUCGGGCCCCCAGAACCUGACUAUCACGGUGCACCAGACGGCUAUCCUGGAGUGCAUCGCCACUGGAAACCCACGUCCCAUUGUCUCCUGGAGCCGGCUCGAUGGGCGCUCCAUUGGUGUGGAGGGGAUCCAGGUGCUGGGAACUGGCAACCUCAUGAUCUCGGACGUCUCGGUGAAACACGCCGGGGUCUACGUGUGCGCUGCCAACCGGCCUGGCACCCGCGUGCGCCGCACAGCCCAGGGCAUCCUCAUGGUGCAGGCCCCCCCGGAGUUCGUGCAGUGGCCCCAGUCGGUGUCCAAGCCGCUGGGCAGCCGUGCCAUCUUCACCUGCGUGGCACAGGGUGUCCCCGAGCCCCAACUUAUCUGGCUGAAGAAUGGCAAGAUCCUAGCACCGGGCGAGAACAUCAAACUCACCCACAAAAACAGCACCCUGCUGCUCCAGGGGCUCACGGCGGGGGAUGAAGCUAUCUACCAGUGCAUCGCCGAGAACAGCGUGGGCACCAACCAGGCCAGCGCCCGCCUGGCCCUCACCCUGGCCCAGGAGCUGCCCAGCUCCCCCGAGGGCAUCCGGGCCACCGCACUCUCUACCACCUCCAUCCAGGUGUCCUGGCAGGCGCCCCCCCCGGAGGUGACCGAGGGGCUCAUCGGCUACGUGCUGAACAUCCGCAGGGCGGGAGAGUCCGACAGCCGGGAGCUGCAGGAGGCCGUGAGCAAAACCACCUUCCAGCACCUCUUCACCGGCCUGGCGCCCGCCACCACCUACUGCCUCCGCCUCCGAGCCUGGUCGCCACUGGGGGCCAGCCAGGACUCGGAGCCCGUCCUGGCCACCACCAUGGGCAGCAUCCCUGCAGCCCCCAGCUUCUUCACCAAGGUGCUCAACGCCAGCGCGGUGCAGGUCUUCUGGGCGCUGCCCUCCCAGCCAGGCCGGAUCGAGGGCUUCAAACUCUUCCACCGCAAACUGCCCAGCCCCCACUUGGAGGGGCCGCAGCUCCUGGCCAGCACGGCAAACUCCUACCUCUACAGCAACCUGGAGCCCUUGGCCACCUACGAACUCCAGCUCCAGGCCUUCAACGGGAACGGAGACAGCAACAGCACCGUGCGGGUCGUCCGGCUGGAGGGGAGCGGCCAGACGCUGGACGCAGACCCCGGGUGCCACUGUCGGCCGGAGGAGAGCUCGCUGGCUGGCAGCGUGGGGGGCGUCCACAUCGGCAUGGCCAGCAUCAUCCUCUGUCUCCUCUUCCUCGUGUUCGGCUACUGCAGGAGGUGA
This is a messenger RNA of Dermochelys coriacea (leatherback sea turtle), 2676 nucleotides long. RefSeq names its product immunoglobulin superfamily DCC subclass member 3-like. Lineage: Eukaryota; Metazoa; Chordata; Testudines; Dermochelyidae. Gene Ontology annotation, cellular component: axon; plasma membrane. Gene Ontology annotation, biological process: axon guidance; cell-cell adhesion. The transcript has 14 exons. The record is from RefSeq and is a predicted model, not a curated record. The coding region runs from base 1 to 2676 and encodes 891 amino acids. Gene Ontology annotation, molecular function: protein binding.